AUGAACUCCCGAUCCACUUCGCCUUCUCCUCCCCAGGCUUCAUUCUCACCCCUCCAAGACGAGACUAGUCAUGAGUCCAUCUGUGCGACCCGGCCUGCUGAUGAUGCACGCCCGAUGCACAAUCAACACGUAUUGAGACUCGAAUCCUGUUGGCCUGUAGCACUUCGUCCAAUGCCAAUUAGACAUCGAGGCAAGGAAGACACCAUCACACGGCCAAUUCGGCAACGGACUGCUUCAAUUUCUCAGCUCAUCAGGAUGUUUGACACCUUGACUGAUGGCGAGGAUAUGGUGGCCCCUUUUUAUUCCUUUGGUCAUGAUACCGACUCCGACUCUCCACCAUCAUCACGCGUGGCACACUUUUCGAUUCCUCAUCACAUGAUUGAUUGGUCGCGAGAUGUGACUUUGGACGCAUUGACUCUACCAAAGUGGGGAGAUUCACAAGUCACUCGAUCAAUCAAUCCAAGCCAAACCUUAGAUCCUCUCAUAAAUCAAGGUGUAGAAGAAAACUGUAGAGGACCUAGACGUCGGAAGCGUAGCUCGGAACAACGACAACUAGAGUUUAUACCACGACCUCGAAUUUCUCCACAUACACCGGGUGACGCAACGGAUGUGAUAGAACCAAGGAAGAGAAGAAAGAGAUGCAAUGAAAUCUGA
Melampsora larici-populina 98AG31 is the source of this 654-nucleotide messenger RNA. RefSeq lists its product as uncharacterized. The transcript has 2 exons. The record is from RefSeq and is a predicted model, not a curated record. Bases 1 to 654 code for a protein of 217 amino acids. NCBI's taxonomy places the organism in Eukaryota, Fungi, Basidiomycota, Pucciniomycetes, Pucciniales, Melampsoraceae.